Molecule: messenger RNA, 2946 nt
Organism: Pezoporus occidentalis (night parrot)
Lineage: Eukaryota; Metazoa; Chordata; Aves; Psittaciformes; Psittacidae
Gene: MKRN1
Product: makorin ring finger protein 1
Exons: 9
Coding region: 228-1586 (452 amino acids)
Biological process (GO): protein polyubiquitination
Molecular function (GO): metal ion binding; ubiquitin protein ligase activity
Source: RefSeq, a predicted model, not a curated record
UAUUGUGUGAAAGUGUGCCCGCAGUGGUUGGCGUGAAGGACACGGUAGAAUGAAAGCCCUGUAACCGUGUUCUGGGAAACGCGGUAAAGCAAGAAGUGCAAAACUGUUCAAGUUCUUGGACCGCUUGAAUCAAAAUUCUGAAAUGAAAGUAAACCCGUGAAUGAUGCAGCAAAAGUUAUUUAUUAAGGCAGAGGACGGGGAGAAGUCAUGACGAGGCACAAAACGCGAUGAGUGUUGCCGCUUGUGUUACGUUAAGAUAUUUCAUGCAUGGAGUCUGCAAGGAAGGAGACAACUGCCGCUACUCCCAUGACCUCUCCACUAGUCAGUCUGCCAUGGUGUGCAGGUAUUAUCAGCGAGGAUGCUGUGCUUACGGAGAUCUCUGCAGAUAUGAACAUACCAAGCCACUGAAAGAGGAGGAAGAAGAAGAGACUGAUGUGGAUCCAGAUGAAAAAAUUUAUCCCUCGGUAUCCUCAGACUAUGCAUCACUCCCGGAAACAGUUGAAGAAAUACUUGCUGAGAUAGAAGAUGAAAGUGCAGAUCUGGCAGCUGCAGGAGUAGGUGCUGAAGACUGGGUGAAUGCUGUAGAAUUUGUCCCUGGGCAGCCAUACUGUGGACGUGCUUGCCUUCUGUCUCUUGACCUGUGCGCAUCUGAGAAGAAUCUGGCCCUGUGGGAUUUUGGUGCCACUCCUUCCUGUGCUGAAGCACCCUUGCAGGAAUUGGUGAUUGAGGAGGAGUAUGAAAAGCAGCAUGAAGACGUGGAGAUAAAGAAGGAGCUGUGCCCCUACGCUGCAGUAGGAGAAUGUCGUUAUGGAGAAAACUGUGUGUAUAUCCAUGGGGAUGUGUGUGAUAUGUGUGGCCUGCAGGUCCUGCAUCCAGUUGAUGCUGCGCAGAGAUCUGAGCACAUAAAGUCUUGCAUUGAAGCUCAUGAGAAGGACAUGGAGCUCUCUUUUGCCGUCCAGCGUAGUAAAGACAUGGUGUGCGGGAUAUGCAUGGAGGUGGUGUAUGAGAAAGCUAAUCCGAGUGAGCGCCGCUUUGGGAUCCUCUCCAACUGCAGCCACGCUUACUGUCUGAAGUGCAUCCGCAAGUGGAGGAGUGCUAAGCAAUUUGAGAGCAAGAUUAUAAAGUCCUGCCCAGAAUGUCGGAUCACAUCUAACUUUGUCAUUCCAAGUGAGUACUGGGUGGAAGAGAAGGAAGAGAAGCAGAAACUCAUUCAGAAAUACAAGGAGGCAAUGAGCAACAAGCCAUGCAGGUAUUUUGAUGAAGGCCGUGGGAGCUGUCCUUUUGGAGGAAACUGUUUUUACAAGCAUGCGUACCCUGAUGGCCGACGAGAGGAGCCACAGAGACCCAAAGUGGGAACGUCAAGUAGAUUCCGGGCCCAGCGAAGGAAUCGCUUCUGGGAGUUCAUUGAGGAGCGAGAGAACGGUGAUCCGUUCGAGACCGAUGAGGAUGAGGUGGUGACCUUUGAGCUUGGUGAGAUGUUGCUUAUGCUGUUGGCAGCAGGAGGUGAUGAUGAGCUAACAGAUUCCGAGGACGAGUGGGACUUGUUUCAUGAUGAGCUGGAAGAUUAUUAUGAUUUGGAUCUAUAGCACCUGUCAGUGGAGUGUGGACUGUUGUCUUGGCUUCAGGCAGUAGCUAUUACCUGUGGUGUUGUGGCAGUGCCUGUGUUUCUCCUAGGCAGGCCGAUCAAUUCCAGGUGCUGUUGUAAUAACUUUUACCCAGGGUCUGUCUCUUCCCAUCCCCUCCCACCCCAGGAGUGUUGUUUUUCCUCUGUUUAAACAAAUAACAAGAAAUAAAUCUUUAAAAUGUUAGUUUUUGUAAAAAUGAAUUUAACUGUCAAACAGUUAGCUUAGGUUUGUUGCUUCAUAUGUGUACCCAACAGAGUUCACCCAGUUCCAGGGUUAAAGUGUUUACAGGACUUCCACACUCAUUUUGAAGAGCCCAGAUACAAAAAUGAGCAGUGGCCAUGCAGUGGGGAUGUAAAUUGGCUGAUGGCCGUUUUUCUGUCUCUGUACCGAUAUUUCUGACUUGAGGCCAGACAAAAAUUCUCUCUCUAUGGCAUCAGUGCCAUUCCGCCCCCCUCAUGUACACGUCUUCAUUUGUGAUUUUGGUCUCUUGUUUACUUGCACAUUACUAUUACUACUGUGUAACCAGAACCAGGUGUGAACGUUCUGGGUUUUUACUGUGUUUAGCAUGAAAGGAAAAUGUCAUUGUGAAAGGAGAACUCUCUAUGUGUAUAUACAGAUAACUGUAGAGUUGGACCUCAAGGAUGGGGAGACUCUGUGUAAGUUAAAAGUAACAAAACCAUCUUUCAUCCCUUCUUGGUGCAUGAAGUCUAGCCUCCAGUUGGACAUGAAACUGGUUUAGCGGUCUCAGCCCAGAAUGUGGCAGUGAUCUUAACUAUCACUUAACUUAAUAGAUGGCACUCCCUAAUACACCAGCUCCCUUUCAUGUGUAUGAUUAGGGUUGUCCAGGAGCAGAAAUCCGGUUAGCCAAGGUGGGCUCAAAGGAACACCAGAGAGGCCCCUUUAGCUUUAUUCCUCUGUAAGUUUUAGAACCUGAUGUAACCACCUAAGCCCUGAGCUUCGCUAGGAAAUCGCUGUGCCUCUCGCAUCUGAGUCGGGCAGGUUGCCUGGGAAAGCUCUUCAGUUUAUGUGUGUUGCUGCUUACAAAGGCAGUCAUGCAGUUUCUGGCUGUAAUUUGCAUUAAGAAAUUACUUUGCCACCAAAGUCCCGGCACAGGAAUUUUAACCUUGCAUUACAUUAUCUCUGUUUUUUAUUGACUUGUGAAUGCCCCGUGAUCUGUUUUCCUGCUGCUCUUGUCCCCUAGACUGCCUCUCCUUUCACUUUUAAAUGGAAUGAGAAAUUGUUCUGAGGUCUAUAACGUAUUGUUUUGCAGCUGCCUUUUGUAAGAAGCACUUUUCCCAAAUAAAAAAAAAAAAAGGAAAAA